AUGGCGUGCCCUCAGCAGAAGAAUAGAGCUGAUUGUGGUUUGCAAGUCAUUGUCAACACUGCUUACCUGAGCGCCGAACUGCCCAUCCCCGCACGAGUUAACACCAGGCUCUGGAGAGCGUUGAUUGCUGCCAUUGUCGUGUUCAAGAAGAAUGUAGCUGCAAAUCCCGAAAUUGAGCCGCAGUAUCAGUCACAGUCGCCUCACGAGGGAUCAUACAUGGCCCUCGAUCGCUGCUUUCGAGAUUUCUACCUCGACGCCGACGACAUGUUGCUCUCCGUAUUGCCUACAGUGCCCCAUGUGGAAGGUUCGAUAAAAGACGAGGCGGAUGCCGAUGCGCAUUUCAAGGCCGUGACAGCUUGGCAUCGAGAAACUCAGCGGAUAUUCGCUCAAGCCAAGGAGAAAAUUGCUUCGUGGAGUACCGAAAUGCGCCAAGUGAAUGGGGCAAAGCAAAUUAUUUCCAUCCUCCACAGAAAGUGCUCAUCGAUUGUAAACGAGAAAGAUGCUAAAAUAAGCAUGUUAGAACUCAGGAUCCAUAAUCGUCAGGCUGCAGCCCGCAGAGGACAUUUGCGUUCCUCAAAAGUCUUGGAUGAUUUCAAAGAGCAGCUAGGCAAGGUCGAGGAGAUGACAAAAGCCAACAGGGCAAUCUGCAAUAUAUGGUCCAUGAUGUUGGCUGUGCUCAUCAAGGCUGAAGAGACUUUGAAGACGAGGAUAAAGAUGGGAGGGAUCAGCUGA
Molecule: messenger RNA, 732 nt
Organism: Colletotrichum truncatum
Lineage: Eukaryota; Fungi; Ascomycota; Sordariomycetes; Glomerellales; Glomerellaceae
Source: RefSeq, a predicted model, not a curated record